Amoebophrya sp. A25 is the source of this 2640-nucleotide messenger RNA. NCBI's taxonomy places the organism in Eukaryota, Dinophyceae, Syndiniales, Amoebophryaceae. The record is from the annotation of a GenBank genome assembly.
GCGUCCACCUCCAACUUCAUGAUGCUGCCUAGUAUGAUGCUGCCUACUAUCUUCAUCUUUACCCUUGUGGCUGUCGUAUUCUACUAAGUUUUAUUAGAUAGUUUCGAUUUGGAUUUCCUCGUCAGCAAAAGUUAGUAGAAGAAACAAGAUGGUGAACAUUCUAGCUGAAGAGUGGACCGCCACGUUUGUGGGCGUGUACAAGCAUGGACUGCGCAGUGCGUGUUUGCUCGAGUUGCGUCUGCUGGGUGCGGAUGUAAUCAGUGAGAACUUGUGUCACGAGUUGAUCAUUUUCCGGUUACCACGAAGACCGUUAGGGGACGCCUUUGAAGACUUACCACUUACCUUCGACAUCUUGUUCCAGCCAAUCGCGAGUUUUCGCGAAGGUGGAAAGAACAUUGACGACUCUUUGGUCAAGCAAGAGCAGUUAGAAGAUGAAGCAAGAACAAGACCAUCUUCUACAAUAGAAGAUGUCGAAAUUAUCUCACCCACGACGGCCGCAAGUGGGGACUGGUGCUCUCCCUCACCAUCGAAAAGUUGUUGUCCACCUCUUAGUACAGUAACCGCAGCGACGGCGACCUCUCCUGCAGCUGCAAUACCGAAAAGUUGCCAUCAUUUCCUACAGUACUCGCAGCAUUAUCACCCGCCCAUCAUUCAGAAGGUGAAGGCUGCUGGAACAAACCAAAAUUUCCCGCAGAAACUGAAGAUCAGUACGCCUGAAGGUGUAGCGGAAGCCAAGAAACAGAUCACGAAUGCCUUAGUAUCCCAUGCUCCUCAGUGGCGUGACCGCAUCGACCGACCGUGGCGGGCGACGUGCGAAAAAGUCGGGGACCAUGGCGUGAAAACGAUUGAACUCUGCCAGAUGUUUGGACAGCUAGCGACGGAGAAUCUGCACGAACGAACGGAGGCAGAGAAAAAGCAAUCUCCAGUGACGAUGAACGACUAUGAGCUGGAGGUGGUUAUAUUUGUGAGCAAUAAACAAGGAAACGAAGGCUCAAAACAAUUCCCGAAUGCCAAAGUACCAGGUGGAGGGCAAAAUAAGAAGAAAAAGGGUUCUGCUACUGCUACAUCUACAACUACCUCUUCUUCAUCCUCUUCCUCUUCUCUGAAGCAGGUGGAAACAACUGCCGCCUCUGUUGCAGAGAACGAUGAAAAGAUGACGGACGACAGUACCCGCACAUCCUCAAGUAGAAAAGCUUUACCCCAAUGGAUAUCCUAUGAAGAUAACAACGGAUCAGCACACGAAGAAGUAGGGGAUGUAGUAUCUCCAGACUCACUUGAUGAAGGCACCUAUGAGUGGACUUUGGCUAAAGACGCUUCGGCUAACCCUGACCUUGACUUGUGGUCUUUCGGGAUCCGGUAUCGGCAUAGGAAAGCCAUCCUCCGCGAGGGAGAGACGGGAACCAAUACUGCAGUAGCAAUGGCGCUUGCACUACUAACUUUGGAGCAUAGCGUAGGUGGAAUGGGAAGAGUAUCGACUAAGCCUUUGCUCACCGUCCUCGAUCCCAUGUGCGGCAAUGGAACUUUACCUAUGAUCAUGGACAUCGCUCGACAGAGGUUCAGUAACUACUGCAAGAACAGUACUUCUUCUAGAUCAACCUCAUCUUCAUCUUCUACGUCUACGAAUCAUAGUAAAAAACGGCGGACGGAGACUUCUAUGGAUAAAAAGCCGCAUAUCUUAGAUACUGUUCCUAUCACCAGUACCACUACCACUUCUACGGUGGACAAACUAGAGGGAUUUUCCUUACAAAUAUUUGGCGCAGACAAAAAAGACCUUGGAUCUACUUUUACGAAAAAAGGGCUAUCGUCUGACGGCGCUGCGACAUCAUCAACGAUUUUGGGAGGACGACAAGUACAACAGACACCAGGAGGCAAGCUGAAAAUUAAGAAAUCACUUGCCAUUGCCGUGGAAGGUGGAGAUAAAUCCAUCAACACCGCGACCUCAGUUGAUGCAGGAGGUGUAGAAAAAGCAGGGGAUGACGAUAUUUUUGAUAAUACUCUUAAAGAAUCAACAUCAACUUCAAGCAGGAGAACUCCAAGUACCAUUACAUCUUCGACAUCACGACCAAGCUGCAACAUCACUUGGUUAAGCGAGUGCGACACGAGGCGACUGCCAUUGAGGGACCACUCGGUGGAUAUUAUCCUCGUGGACCCACCUUGGGGUCAGAGGCAUGGGUCCCACACGCUUGUCCAACGUAAUUGGAAGAAAUGGGUGACCGAGUGGCUUCGCGUACUGCCUGUCGGUGGCCUUUUGGGUAUUGUCACGAUUCGGACAAAACAAGUCAUGCAGGACUAUGAAGCAGUAUUUGGACCCAAUACGAGGCAAGCGGCAAUUGUUUUAGAGAAGCAAAUGAUGCUAAACAACAGUGGGUAUACGCAAUGCCAAUUCUUCUUGUUCAGGAAAGUGAAGGAUUGAUGUAUCACGUAAAAACUCCUUCGGCAAUCUUAAAGCCUCAUACCAACGCGCUUUCACUCCCUUUAUUCUUCUCAUGAUGUUGAGAUAUUCAUUCACACAUCUGUAGCAGCCAUGCAAAAAAAAAGCAAAACAGCUUGAUUCGGUGCCUUUUUCUGUGUUCCCAUGAAUGCCCAUGUGCGGAAUUGGUACUGAUCUUGCCUGCCGAUAGAAAUAAGAUCUUCUUCGUG